Abrus precatorius (Indian licorice) is the source of this 993-nucleotide messenger RNA. RefSeq names its product 40S ribosomal protein S26-2-like. Gene Ontology annotation, molecular function: structural constituent of ribosome; mRNA binding. The coding region runs from base 136 to 525 and encodes 129 amino acids. NCBI's taxonomy places the organism in Eukaryota, Viridiplantae, Streptophyta, Magnoliopsida, Fabales, Fabaceae. Gene Ontology annotation, cellular component: ribosome; cytosolic small ribosomal subunit. The record is from RefSeq and is a predicted model, not a curated record. The transcript is spliced from 5 exons. Gene Ontology annotation, biological process: translation.
GGAAAAACCUGGUUCCCUUUAACAACAAUAAAAACUAAAACCUAGAACCCUGCAUUUAAAAGGAGGGAUUGUGCUUUUCUCUUUACAGAUAGCCGCCGCAGAACCCUAGCGAGUGCCGUCGAACGCUCCGUGACAAUGACAUUCAAGCGUAGGAAUGGAGGCCGCAACAAACACGGCCGUGGCCACGUCAAAUUCAUUCGAUGCUCCAAUUGCGGCAAAUGCUGCCCUAAGGACAAGGCAAUCAAGCGAUUUUUGGUGAGGAACAUUGUUGAACAGGCUGCAGUUAGAGAUGUUCAGGAGGCCUGUGUCUAUGAUCAAUACACUCUUCCAAAGCUGUAUGUGAAGAUGCAGUACUGUGUUUCCUGUGCUAUCCAUUCUCAUGUUGUUAGGGUUCGAUCUCGCACUGAUAGGAGGAAGCGUGAGCCUCCACAGCGUUUCAUCAGGCGCAGGGAUGAUGCACCAAGGCCCGGUCAGCCUGGUCAAGCCCCUCGUCCUGCUGGAGUAGGAGCACCGGCCCGUGCUUAAAUGAAAAUUCUAAGUUUUUAGGUUUUGUUGGUUCGGUUUUAUAUUACAAACUGAGAUUCCCUUUGCUGCUUAUUUUCUAAAUUUCAGUUUUUUGUAGGGAAAUUAUGUUCUCUUCUAAUUGUCUGCUCAAGUCCUUGAACAACUAUAUUUUCGAUUGUUAUAAUUUGUUGGUUUUGAUGAGAAUGCAACUUUGAUACAUUAUAAAUUUUAGCGUUUUGAAGUACUAAGUCGUAUCAAACUCAGUUUAUCCUCUCUGCACACCCCACCCUUCUGUAAAAAAAUAAAAAUUGUACGUCUUCCCAAUUAAGUUCGUCUGUAUGCGCUCGUUGUAAUUGGUCGUUUAACAUUAUUCGAUAUUUAUAUCUUUUAUAUACUCCAGAUGAUAAAAAAUACUAAUUUGAGAAUUAUUAGUUAGGAAAUGUAUGCUUACUAGGGGUUAAUGAUUAAAUGCAUUUGCAAUGUUUUAUU